AUGCCACCAACGAAACGGCAACACAACGAUCAAAUUCCGAUUUCAAAUAAUAAUAAAAAACGAAAACUAGAAGAUCAAAUAGCAGAGAUCAAUUCAACAAAAUAUCUUCUUGAAGACUUAGCAAAUGAAAUUCUUUAUGAACUAUUUGAAUAUCUUGAUUCAUAUGAUAUUUAUCAAGGAUUUUACAAUCUUAAUAGACGAUUUCAAAAUUUAGCUAUUAAUUCAAAUGUUUUAACUAAAAUCAACGUUUCAACAAUGUCAAAAGUAAAUUUUAAAGAUUAUUAUCAAAAUAUUCUGAUACCAAAUCGAAAUCAAAUUAAAGUACUUCGUUUAUCAAAUCCGUUUACUGCUGAUGUUAUUUUUUCACCACCACGCACUAUUUUAAAUUUUGUCCAUCUUGAAAAAUUAAUUUUUGACAAAGUACAAAUUAAGUAUUUUACUAAAGUUUUUCGUCAUUUAAAAGAAUUGCCAAAAUUGCAUUCAUUAACGAUUUCUCUUGCUGCUGGCUGCAAUCAACAAUCAUUAGAUCGUAUUUUUUCAAACAUUUUUCAUUUGCCAAAAUUAAAAUAUUGUAAAAUUGAAUAUGAAAUUAAACGUCUCGAGGAUGAACCCGUGCAACUUUAUUUUACUCAUCGUGAUUCCAGUCUUAUUGAAUGUUUGAUAAUAAAUGGUCGUUUUCCAUUUAAUCAAUUUCAGAAUUUAUGA
Molecule: messenger RNA, 705 nt
Organism: Rotaria socialis
Lineage: Eukaryota; Metazoa; Rotifera; Eurotatoria; Philodinida; Philodinidae
Source: the annotation of a GenBank genome assembly